Messenger RNA from Cannabis sativa, 981 nucleotides. RefSeq lists its product as uncharacterized. The transcript has a single exon. The record is from RefSeq and is a predicted model, not a curated record. Lineage: Eukaryota; Viridiplantae; Streptophyta; Magnoliopsida; Rosales; Cannabaceae. Bases 132 to 824 code for a protein of 230 amino acids.
UAAUAUUUUUAAAUUAAUUCAUUAUCCCAACCAUUCACUAAUAAUUCCUCUAUAUAAAGCACCAAACAUUUGAUAUCAAAAUCCAUGAAAUUAAUAAUACCAUAUAAUCAACUAAUUAUUAUAAGUGUGUAAUGGCUCACCGUUUAUGUUCCCUUUCCUUGCUUAUCAUCCUAGCCUUGGCUAGUACCUUAGACAGCAUCCAUGCACUAAAGUACGUGGGCAUAAACAAAGCCGGAUCAACUAACGGUGGUAUCAGAUUCAACAAUGAUAUCACCUUUGAAUACAGCUUCCGAACCCUAAUUACCUCCACAAAUUUCAUAAGAAGGCUGUUCCAGCAAAACUCGGCCUCUGACACGAAGGCCGUGCCAAAGAUCACCUUGAUCAUCGAGGAUAUCGAUGGUGUGGCCUUCGCUGUCAAUGGAGAGAUCCAUGUCAGCGCAAGGUACAUCGGGGGCUACACUGGAGAUCUCAAGAGAGAGAUCUCGGGUGUUCUUUUUCAUGAGAACACUCAUAUUUGGCAGUGGAAUGGUAAGGGGCAAACUCCAGGGUGGUUGAUAGAAGGAAUUGCUGAUUUUGUGAGGUUGAAGUCUGGGUAUGUACCUGGACAUUGGGUUAAGCCAGGGCAAGGGAGUAAGUGGGAUAAAGGGUAUGAUGUUACUGCUAGGUUCUUGGAUUAUUGUAAUGAUCUUAGGAAUGGGUUUGUAGCUGAGCUCAACAAGAAAAUGAGGAAUGGUUAUAGUGAUAAUUUCUUUGUUGAGUUGCUGGGGAAAAAUAUUGAGCAGUUGUGGAGUGAUUACAAGGCCAAGUAUGGGAAUAUUAACUGAUCAUUUAUGAAAUAUAGUGAUAGUAUAUGUAUGUGUUCUGAGGGUGAGCCGUGCUAUAUGUAAGAUAGCUUUGUAAUAAAACAUGGAAGGAAUAAAAUAAACCAUGUCCUUAUUAUAAAUUAUAAUUAUAUGUUAUAUAUAGAACAUGUUGUGAAAG